Molecule: messenger RNA, 756 nt
Organism: Rhizoctonia solani
Lineage: Eukaryota; Fungi; Basidiomycota; Agaricomycetes; Cantharellales; Ceratobasidiaceae
Product: cytochrome P450 family protein
Exons: 5
Coding region: 1-756 (251 amino acids)
Molecular function (GO): heme binding; monooxygenase activity; oxidoreductase activity, acting on paired donors, with incorporation or reduction of molecular oxygen
Source: RefSeq, a predicted model, not a curated record
AUGCCACGUACUCACCCAUGGAUCAAAUUUACCGAAUGGGCCAAGAUAUACGGUGACAUUAUUCAUCUACGAGUACACACCAACCACAUUGUGAUCCUAUCCUCCUAUAAAGCAGUCUCGGACCUAUUUGAGUCAAGGGGUGCACUGUAUUCGCAUCGUCCGAGGAGGGAAAUGGCAUUUCUGAUGGGCUGGGAAAGGGUCAUGCCCUUUCAUGGAUACGAUGAGGACUGGAAGAUGUACAGGCGUUACGCUAAUCAAGGUUUCAAUAAGAAAGCAGCUAUGAAGUAUCACGCUGGUCAGACGAGGGACGUGCAUUUAUUCUUGCAGCGGUUAGCCGCAAACUCGGAGAAUUUUGCUCCUGGAAAAAUAAUUAUGCGGAUUACCUAUGGUUAUGUUGUCACUGAUGCCAACGACCCUUAUGUUAAGAGCUCGGACGAAGCCAUCGAGUCACUCGGACGUGUGACCAUGAUGGGCAAUUAUCUUGUGGAUAGCUAUCCCUUCUUAAGGCAUUUACCGACCUGGUUACCAGGUAUGGGAUUCAAAACUAAAGCAUUUGAAUGGAGUAAACUCCCUCUUGGAAUGGCCAAUAUCCCCUUCGAGUGGACGAAAAAGCAGAUGGCUGCAGGCAUUGCAAUACCGUCUUUCUUAUCCGAGUUGCUUGAACAGAACGUAGAUGGCCGUCGUGGCGAAGAAAUUAUCAAAUGGACGGCGGCAUCCAUGUACGGCGGCGGCGCACACACGACCGUUGGGUCUUAA